AUGUGUGCACGACUGUUAGCAUGCCCUUUAUGCUCUCAACCAGGUUUCUUAACACUGGAUGCUCUGCGAACAGGAUUGAUAAGUGUAGCAACUCGACCUCUUUCAUGCCCAGUGUGCAAUGAAAUAUUACUUGGUAUAGACAAAUUAACCAUUCACUUAUUUAGUCAUACUAUCAAUUUACAUAGUAACAAUACAGUGGAACCUUCAAAACAUACAAAUAUUGCCACCAGCAACAGUAAUUCAUCGACAGUACAUAGUCCACAAAAUACAAGUUUUCAGGAUUGGAAUGUAUGUAAGAUACAAGCCACAGAUGAAAAUGAAUGUUUAGAAAAUCAUUUAAAUAUCCAAAGCAACUUAAAAUCUUCGAAGAAUAUAGAAGCUACAGAAGAAAAACUUUCAAUUAUGAAUUCAGGGGUUUGUAUACAAGAACAAAGUUUGCCUAUGAAUAAUACACCUGAAAUUGCAUUUCUACCAAAUUCAAUUUGCAAAAGUGAAAGCAUAAAUAUGAUUCAGAAAAUUCAUGAAAAUGAAAAAAUAAUACCAAAAAUAAAAAAAGAUUCUCAACAAAUACUACAAGGAGCUUUAAAAGUAAGUUAUACCACACAGUAUUACACAGCAGAUAAUAUUAAACAUGCAAAUACAGUAGAAAAUCAUGCUCAAAGAGACCAUGAGAAUAUACAAACUUUUAAACAAUGGAUUGAAAAUCAACACUGUGACCGACAAACUUGUAUAAAUGGAGAUACAAGUCCACUAGAAAGAUUUAGAACAGAAAGUAAAGAAUCUUGUAAAACUAAACAAAACUAUAAUGAACACAUGGCACCGGAUGAUAAAUUCCCAGCAACACAUACUACAACAACUUGUACCAAUGCAUUGGCAGAAAAGUAUAAUAAUGAGAAACAUGGACAAGACAGUUCACCUACUACCUGUAAUCAAAACCAAACUGAUAUUCUCAAAAAUGAACAAAUAUUAACCCAGUUGAAACUUCUCAAACCAUUGCCUACAGAGGAGAAGACUGAACAUUGCAACAUAUGUGGCUUUCACUUUCCUGACUACAAUAUUCUGCUUUUACACAAACAAUUAGUGCAUACAAUCAAUGAAAAAGAUUUGGAUAUCAUUCCUGAAAACUUUCUUAAAAGUUAUUCAUGUCACUUGUGUUCUAAAAUUUUUAAAAUGCGUGGUAGUUUAAUGGUCCACAUGAGAGUAGCACAUAUGGGAUACAAUUUAGGCUCUUUAGCAAAAGGUGGACAAGUAGAACUUAUCUUCAACGAGAAUAAAUAUAACUGCCCUACAUGCGGAAAAAUAUUCAAAAAGGAGCAACAUGUAAUACAGCAUUUAAAAACUCAUGAAGCUAAGCAAUGGGAAUGCGAUGUAUGCAGCAAAAUGUUCACUACAAAAUAUUUUUUAAAAAAACAUAAACGAUUGCAUUCGGGAGAGAUGCCUUAUAAGUGUAAUAUAUGUAAUAAAACGUUUACUUUCCAACAAUCGUAUCAUAAACAUAGAUUAUAUCACAAAGAUGAUAAACCACAUACAUGCGCGACUUGUAGCAGGUCAUUUAAAGAACUAUCUACUUUACAUAAUCACGAAAGGAUUCAUACAGGGGAGAAACCUUUUGCAUGUGAAACUUGUGGAAAAUGCUUCAGACAACGUGUUUCAUAUCUAGUUCAUCGUAGAAUUCAUACAGGAGUUAUGCCUUAUAAAUGCACAACAUGUGGAAGAAGUUUCAGAUACAAGGUAAGUCAGAGAACUCAUAAGUGUCCAGCACAACAGGUGGCAAAUCUGCAACAACCAAACAGUAUGGAUCAGAAGGCAAUACAGUUACCACAUGCACAAGACUUAACUAAUAAUCCAUGUAAAAUCCAAAAAGAUUCUGUAGAAGAAAGUCAAUCAAUUUUAAAUGUUAUAAAUAACGAAGAGAAUAAAUACAUCUUGAUAAUAAACACUCAGGGUCAACAUCUUUUAACAAAGGAAUCAAACAUUAGUAAUACACGAGUAAUACAAGGUAUAGACCAAAAAUUAGAUGAAUGUAUAAGCAUUAAUGACAAAAAUGAAGAAACAAAGAAUAUAUGGAGGUCUGACAUUCCUAAUAGCAAUAUAUUUAAGAAAACACACAAAGUAUCUGAAGAGCUAUAUUCAAAAAAUGAGAAACCACUUCAAGAAAAUACAAAUGACUUCUUCUCAAUGAUAAUAUCUCCACUUGAAAAUGGAAUAUCCUCUCCAACUGCUGAAAUGGAACAUUUACGACUAUCAUCACCAGCACAAAAAGAUGUAUUAAAACCUUAUAAUAAUUUUGGCAAUACAACACACGAAAUAGAUAUAAAUAACACAAAUAUAGAACAAAGUUUUAAUAGUGAAGAAAAUGUUACGAAUACAUUACAAACUAUAAAUGAAGAGUCUUUAAAACAACUUCUGUACGGAAUUAAUGAAAAAUAA
Messenger RNA from Dufourea novaeangliae, 2430 nucleotides. Its product is annotated as zinc finger protein 354B-like. Lineage: Eukaryota; Metazoa; Arthropoda; Insecta; Hymenoptera; Halictidae. Bases 1 to 2430 code for a protein of 809 amino acids. Gene Ontology annotation, molecular function: DNA-binding transcription factor activity; RNA polymerase II cis-regulatory region sequence-specific DNA binding. The transcript has 5 exons. The record is from RefSeq and is a predicted model, not a curated record. Gene Ontology annotation, biological process: regulation of transcription by RNA polymerase II.